This is a messenger RNA of Engraulis encrasicolus (European anchovy), 14512 nucleotides long. It is a transcript of the gene dnah5l, whose product is annotated as dynein, axonemal, heavy chain 5 like. Lineage: Eukaryota; Metazoa; Chordata; Actinopteri; Clupeiformes; Engraulidae. The coding region runs from base 42 to 14183 and encodes 4713 amino acids. Gene Ontology annotation, biological process: microtubule-based movement. Gene Ontology annotation, molecular function: minus-end-directed microtubule motor activity; ATP hydrolysis activity; dynein intermediate chain binding. Gene Ontology annotation, cellular component: axonemal dynein complex. The record is from RefSeq and is a predicted model, not a curated record. The transcript is spliced from 80 exons.
AUGGCCUGUCUGUGUGAUAAACUGAAAGAAGCAUAUUAAACAUGUCUGAGACCGGGAGCCUGCACCAAGGAGUGAAGGACGAGGAGGAGCUGCAGCCUUCGACCCCAGUCCCAGAUCAGAGUACCAUGCCUGGGGGCGUGGUGGUAGAAGACUCCCCUACCCAGCAGCGAUCAGAACCAGAGCUGGAUGGAGUGGCCUCGGAGGGGGAGGGGAGUGACAGUCCCAAAGCAGAGGCAGAGCCAGGCAUUAGCGACCAGGUGACUUCAGAUUUUAAGGAGGAGGCACCGACAGGCAACCUGACAGACCACAGUGUCACUGAAGUUCGUCCACCAUUGAUCAGCAUAAAGCCAGGUGUAAGUGGCCACAGAAGAAUCGGGGGCCAGAAGGGGAAGAGCACCAACCAUGCUAACAACACCACGUCCCCGUCUGCCAUCGCAUCCCCCGUCUCCACGGUAGCGAUAUCGGGCAAGCGCUCUGUUCUGCUCUCCACCGAGGCCCGUAAGGAGAUGGUCAAGCAGGCCAAGGCCCUGAAGGACGAGCGGCGGGCGGCCAUCGAUGCCCGACACAAGUACCUCAUCGGCAAGAUCGCCGACGGCAUCAGCCUCGGGGACGCGGAAGUGGAGGAGGCACUCGUGUCUGAUGACAAGUUCAGCUUGAUAGAGGAAUUCUUUGCUGCCCAUGGAUCAAAGCGAUUGCUGCUCUUCUAUCAGUCGGCACCAAUGUCUCAGUGGAAUCGUCACUCCUCCUCCUCAGAUGCUGUGAGCUCCACAGUCAGCCAGAAGAAGCUGUUUAUCACCACAGGGACUGCUGAGGGCCUGCACGGGGUGUGUUUGUUUUUCCUGCGGAGCACCGAGAAGGCCAUAACGACCGCCACCGUGUCCCAAGAGGUGAACUUUGGAAUGCUGGACUGUGCUGAUGGGAACCUCUUGCACAGCCUGGAGAACCUUUUCUCACUGGUCAUGUUGCCAGCUCUCCAGUCUCAAGAGGACUGGGGGGCCAUAAAUGACGGCCAGGAGAACGUCCACAUCCAGGACUUCCUGAUCUCCGUCGACCGCUUCGUGGGCAGCCUCUCGUCAGCCCGCCACAACAUGGAGGCCAGGUUCCAGCUGAGCGAGAUGGACGCAGCACCCAACCUCAGCAACCUCCGCGAACCCGCCGACUACACGGCUGCAGCUAGUAAUGCCGAGCUGGUUGAGAGGCUGGAGGUGGUGCUGCUGCACUGGGCUCGUCAGAUCGAGCUGGUGCUGACGGAAAGCGAGCAGAUGAGGAAGGAGGCGGAUGACAUCGGCCCCGCAGCCGAGCUCGAGUACUGGAAGAGCCGCAUGACAACGUUCAACAGCCUCCUGGACGAGAUUAAGAAGCCAGAGGUGAAGAGGGUCCUGGGUCUACUGCAGGUGGCCAAGUCCAAAACCCUCAGGAGGUGGAAGGAGCUGGAUGGAAACAUUACUCUUGUAUCUAACGAGGCAAAGGACAAUGUCAAGUAUCUUUACACGCUGGAGAAAUUCUUCAAGCCUCUUGGAAAGUGUACUCCAACCAGCAUGCUGGAGCACAUCCCCAACCUGAUCAAUAGCAUCAGGAUGAUCCACAGUGUGUCGCACUACUACAACACCUCGGAGCACAUGACGUCGCUCUUCGUUAAAAUCACCAAUCAGAUGGUCACCACCAGCAAGGCCUACCUCGGCCAAGGAGCCGCCAAGAUCUGGGACCAGGACAGGAAGGAGCUGCUGAGGAGGAUCAGCGAGUGCUUCCGGCUGAAUCAGGAGUACCAGCAGUGCUUCCAGAGGGUGCGCGAGAAGCUGAGGGAGAACCCACACAACAGGCAGUUUGAAUUCAGUGAAAACUACAUCUUUGGGAAGUUCGACACGUUCUGCCGACGUCUGGAGAAGAUAGCGGACGUGGCCCGGACCCUGGAGGAGCUCGCCUCUCUACAGCACAUCAAGGUGGAGGGCACCGAGAAGAUCUACCUGCGCUUCCAGACCAUCCUGACCACCAUCAAGUCCAAGACCUACAAUGUGCUGGACCAUCGCAAAUUAGAGUUUGAAAACGACUAUGCUGACUUCAAGCAUCAAAUACAGGGAUUGUUCCAGUCCCUGCAGGCCCUGCUGGACGCCUGGUUCGAGAAAAACCUUUCAGCAGAGCGUAUGCUUGAUCUGCUGGCGAAGUUUGAGAAAGGCUUUGGGAAGCAGUUGGAUCUGUCGCAGAAAUACAUGUUUGUUCUCCAGCGCUACGGCCAGGAACUGGAGCAAGUCAGGAGGCUGUACCAGAAGCAGAGUGACGGCCCCCCCAUCGCUCGAAACAUGCCCACCAUUGCGGGUAAAAUACUGUGGUCACGACAGCUCUUCAGGAGGAUUGAGCUGCCAAUGACUAUGCUGAAAGACAAGCUGGAUAUUCUGAAGGUCCCGGAGAUGAAGAAGAUUAUCCGCUGCUACAACCAGCUGGCGGCGGUGCUGCUGGAGUAUGAGCUGCUGUACCACAGGGGCUGGGUGCAGGCGGUGGAGCAGGGGCAGCACGGCCUCAACGCCACCCUGCUCAUCAGGCAUCCAGAAACCAAGGAGCUAUUUGUCAACCUGGACCCGCUGGUGCUGGAGGUGCUACAGGAGGCAAAGUGCAUGAGGAAGAUGGGCUUCUCGGUACCCAGGGCCAUCCUGGCUGUCUGUGCCAGCGAGGCCCAGCUAAAAGCCCAUCAGAAUAAUCUGCAGGAGAUGCUUGAGGAGCUCCAGGCGUCGGUGGGGGGCAUCCCUGCUCUCCUCCUGCCUGUCAUGCAGCCCUUCAUCAGCCAUGUGGAGACCGCCCUCAUCCCCGGCCUCACCACGCUCACCUGGUCCUCUCUCAACAUAGACGCAUUCGUGGAAGGUGUGUACGAGGCUGUGGGGGAGCUGAAGCAGGUGGUAAAGGUGGCCUGUGACACCCUGGAGUGCCGUGUGGAGAGGGCUUUCCAUGCCAUGGCCACCACCCCGCUGCUGCCCCUGCCAGCCGACGAGCCUGUGCCCGCGCCCUCCUUCCAGGCCCAGGCCGAGAGGGCAGUCAAGGCAGCGGGAGAGGAGCUGGCUGGUCAAAGUGGACUGGCAGAAGCAGCCAUGUAUGACAUGAUCCAAGAACUGAAGAGGAAGAUGAAACCAGCAGAAGCAGUCAACUUAGAGGGUUCGUUUACGUGCCUGCACCCUGAUGCCAAGCAGAAGACGCGAUGCCAGUCCUGUUUGCCCUGUCGCUUCUACAACCUGAUGGGUCAGCUUUGCCAAAAGAACACAGAAGCCCUGGUCAAAGCCACCAAGACAUCUCUGGACUCUCUGAGAAAGCGUCUGCAUGUGGUGAGCUCCAAGUACGUGUCAGCCUUUGCCCUCCCGGGCCGCCAGCCUUCCCAGGUGCCCCUCUUCAGAGCCUCCAUACAGCUGGCCAUCCCCAACAUCGUCCUCAGACCCAGCCUGGAGGACAUCCAGAGCAUUUUGAACAAAGUGGUGAACACAGUGCUGUCCAUGGCCAAAGACAUCCCCCUCUGGCAGUACUCCCAUCUCCAUCACAAGCAGCUGCAGGUGGAGCAGCAGGCAGCGAGAGACCUGGGCGACGACGGGCCGGUCACCAAGCAGCUGACCCUGCGACCGCUGGAUAGGCAACUGGCCGAGCACAAGGACGUCACCAAGGCAGUGGUGCAGCUCAGCUCCAUCGUCUCCUCUCUCAAGGCCGACGCCGGGGACGUACUGGACGGACUGGCACACUUCUCAACCCUCUGGAACCAGGAUGCAGAGGAGCAGGUGAGGGUCUUCCUGGAGUCCAGCCCAUCUCUGCCGGAGUUCAGCGCUCAAAUUUCAUCAUACUCUACGCUGGAGGCCCAGAUCGAGGAGCUGUCAGCCACAUGCACGGUGGGCUCCAUCGUGUACGAGACAGAGCAACUGCGUCUCUCGCUGGCGCAAGAGUGCCGGGCCUGGAAGCGGGCCUUCGGGGCCGCGUUGAACCGCCGUGCCUCCGCAGACAUGGCGGAGAUCUACGCCUUUGUGGACGGGGCCAGCAAGCAGCUGCAGCGGCCCCUGAGGGACCUGGAGGAUGUGCGGGGGGCCAUGGCGGCCCUCAGGGAGGUGCGCGAGGGAGAGAUCCACAUCGACUCCCUCAUCGGCCCCGUGGAAGAGUCCUUCGCCCUGCUCAACCGCCACGAGCUGCACUUCAACGAUGGGAAUGCAGAGAGGGUGGAUAGUCUGAUGUAUGCCUGGAAGAACCUCAACACACUGGUGUUGCAGACCCAAAACACCCUGGUAGCAAUCCAGCCGAUAAUGAAAUCUGAGCUGUUGGCGGGAGUGGAGACAUUUCAGACUACGGUGCAGACGUUCUACGGCGAUUACGACAACAGUGGUCCCGGAGUGACUGGACUGGCACCGCGCGAGGCCAGCGACCGCUUGCAGGCGUUCCAGGCCCAGUUUGACGAGCUGUGGAGGAAGUACAUCACCUUCUCUGGGGGAGAGGAGCUCUUUGGGCUUCCUGUCAAAGAAUAUCCUGACCUUCACCGCAUAAAGAGGGAGCUGUCUCUAUUGUCCAAGCUUUAUGGCCUUUACAACUCUGUUAUUGACAGUGUGAAUGGUUACUAUGACAUUCAAUGGGCUGACCUUAACAUUGAGAAAAUCAACAAUGAACUUCAAGACUUCCAAAAUCGCAUCCGGAAGCUUCCAAAGGCCUUGAAGGAAUGGCAAGCGUUCAGCGACCUGAAGAGGAAGAUUGAUGACUUCAACGAGACUUGCCCGCUCCUUUACAUGAUGGCAAACAAGGCCAUGAUGGGUAGACAUUGGCAACGCCUGAGUGACAUCACUGGACACAGUUUUGAUGUCGACGCAGCAAACUUCUCUCUGAGAAACAUCAUGGAGGCUCCUUUGCUGAAAUACAAGGAGGACAUUGAGGAUGUAUGCAUAAGUGCGGUAAAGGAGCGCGAUAUUGAGGCCAAGCUGAAGGAUGUGGUGGCGGAGUGGAGCAGCCACGUGUUCACGUUUGCCCCCUUCAGGAACCGCGGGGAACUGCUGCUGAAGGGCUCGGACACGGCGGAGAAAGUGGCCCUGAUGGAGGACAGCCUGAUGGUGCUGGCCUCACUCAUGAGCAACAGGUACAACGCCCCCUUUAAGCCCACCAUUCAGCAGUGGGUGCAGAAGCUGUCCAACACCACGGAGGUGAUCGAGAAGUGGCUCAUGGUGCAGAACCUCUGGAUCUACCUGGAGGCCGUGUUUGUGGGCGGAGACAUCGCAAAACAACUCCCACAGGAGGCCAAGCGCUUCCAGAACAUCGACAAGUCAUGGCAGAAGAUCAUGCAGCGUGCGCACGAGGUGCCGGGCGUGGUGCAGUGCAGCGUGGGAGACGAGACGCUGAGCCAGCUGCUGCCGCACCUGCUGGAGCAGCUGGAGGUGUGCCAGAAGUCCCUCAGUGGCUACCUGGAGAAGAAGAGGCUGGUCUUCCCACGGUUCUUCUUCGUCUCUGACCCUGUGCUGCUGGAGAUCCUCGGACAGGCCUCUGACUCACACACCAUACAGGUCCAUCUGUUGAGUCUGUUUGACAAUGUGAACCGAGUGGUGUUCCACGAAAAGAACUACGAUCAGAUCCUGAGCUUCCAGUCCCAGGAGGGCGAGACUGUCGCCCUGACGGAGCCCGUCAAUGCCCAGGGUAAUGUGGAGGUGUGGCUGGGCAUGCUCUUGUCGGGAGUGAGGAAGACCAUCCACAGCAUCAUCAGGCAGGCCCACGUGGCCGUCAGUGACCCCGGCCUCAAGCUGCUGGAGUUCCAGGCCGUCUUCCCGGCCCAGGUGGGCCUGCUGGGCAUCCAGCUCAUCUGGACCAGGGACGCGGAGGACGCACUCAAGCAGAGCAAAGCAGACAAGAAGAUCAUGCAGACCACCAAUCAGAAGUUCCUGGACCUCCUUAACGAGCUGAUUGACAUGACCACUCGAGACCUGACGAAGAUGGAGAGAACCAAGUAUGAGACACUCAUCACCAUCCAUGUCCACCAGAAGGACAUUUUUGAUGACUUGGUGCGCAUGAACAUUAGGUCGGCGUCUGACUUUGAGUGGCAGAAGCAAUCUCGCUUCUACUUCCUGGAGGAGGUGGACAGGUGCGUCAUUCAGAUCACGGACGUGGAGUUCGACUACUGCAACGAGUACCUGGGCUGCACCGACAGACUCGUAAUCACCCCGCUCACCGACAGGUGCUACAUCACUUUAGCCCAGGCGUUGGGCAUGAGUAUGGGUGGUGCCCCCGCGGGUCCUGCGGGCACGGGGAAGACGGAGACCACCAAGGACAUGGGCCGCUGCCUGGGCAAAUACGUGGUGGUCUUCAACUGCUCCGACCAGAUGGACUACAGGGGGCUGGGACGCAUUUACAAGGGGUUGGCCCAGUCUGGCGCGUGGGGCUGCUUUGAUGAGUUUAACCGCAUCGAGCUGCCCGUUCUGUCGGUGGCGGCACAGCAGAUCUACAUCGUGCUCCAGUGCAAGAAGAAUAAGAAGACCCAGUUCAUCUUCACCGACGGGGACCUGGUGGACAUGGACAGAGAGUUUGGCAUCUUCCUGACUAUGAACCCGGGGUACGCGGGGAGGCAGGAGCUCCCUGAGAACCUGAAGAUCCAGUUUCGCACAGUGGCCAUGAUGGUGCCAGACAGGGCCAUCAUCAUGAGAGUCAAGCUGGCCAGCGCCGGUUUCCGUGACAACCAGGUCCUCAGCCGCAAGUUCUACACCCUCUACAAGCUGUGCGAGGAGCAGCUGUCUAAACAGGUUCACUAUGACUUUGGGCUGAGGAACAUCCUGUCUGUGCUGAGGACGCUGGGCGCGGUGAAGAGGGCGAACCCCGCCGAGCCCGAGAAGACCGUGGUCAUGAGGGUCCUCAGGGACAUGAACCUCUCCAAACUGGUGGAUGAAGACGAGCCUCUCUUCAUGAGCCUGAUAAACGACCUGUUCCCCGGCAUCACCCUGGACAAGGCGGGCUACCCGGAGCUGGAGGCAGCCAUCCAGGCCCAGGCGCAGCAGGCCGGCCUCAUCUUCCACCCCCCCUGGGUGCUCAAGCUGGUGCAGCUCUACGAGACCCAGCGGGUCAGACACGGAAUGAUGACCCUGGGUCCCAGUGGCACUGGCAAGACCACGUGCAUCCACACCCUGAUGAGGGCCAUGACAGACUGCGGCACCCCCCACAAGGAGAUGCGCAUGAACCCCAAAGCCAUCACCGCAUCGCAGAUGUUUGGCACGCUGGAUGUGGCCACCAACGACUGGACGGAUGGAGUCUUCUCCACUCUCUGGAGGAAAACGCUCAAAGCAAAGAAGGGUGAACACAUCUGGAUAGUUCUGGACGGCCCGGUGGAUGCCAUCUGGAUCGAGAACCUCAACUCGGUCCUGGACGACAACAAGACCCUGACGCUGGCCAACGGAGACCGCAUCCCCAUGGCGCCCAACUGCAAGGUCGUCUUUGAGCCCCACAACAUCGACAACGCUUCCCCGGCCACCGUGUCUCGUAACGGCAUGGUCUUCAUGAGCUCCUCGGUGCUCGACUGGCAGCCCAUUCUCCAAGCAUGGCUCCAGAACGUUCCUCAGGCCCAGGCGGACGUGCUACUCGGCUGCUUCAACAGCAUCUUCCAGGACCUCAUUAACUUCAUCUUCACGGCGGUUUCUCCCAAGAUGCAAAUCCUGGAGUGCAUGUACAUCAAGCAGGCACUCGACCUCCUGCAGGGCUUGCUACCUUCACCGGAGGAGAGAAGCAGCGCUGUGCGGGGUCACGUCAGCCGGCUGUUUGUGUUUGCGGUGAUGUGGUCGGUGGGGGCCCUGCUGGAGCUGGACGACAGGGCUGCCCUGGAGGCCUUCCUCAAGGGCCACGCGGCCGCCCUGGACCUGCCCCGCACCCAGGGAGACCAGACCAUCUUCGAGUUCAUGGUCAAUGAGGCCGGCGAGUGGGACCACUGGUCCAAGAAGGUUCCAGAGUACCAGUAUCCAAAGGAUGUCGUCCCUGACUAUGCCUCUAUCCUCGUGCCAAACGUUGACAACGUCCGAACAGACUUCCUGAUGCGGACCAUAAUGCAACAGGGCAAAGCGGUGCUGCUGAUUGGGGAACAAGGCACCGCCAAAACAGUCAUGAUCAAGGGCUACACCAGUAAGUACGACCCAGAAACCCAGCUGAGCAAAAGUCUGAACUUCUCAUCAGCUACGUUGCCAGGCAUGUUUCAGCAGACCAUAGAAAGUUACAUAGACAAGCGCAUGGGCUCCACCUACGGACCGCCUGCUGGGAAGAGAAUGACCGUCUUUGUGGAUGACAUCAACAUGCCUAUUAUCAAUGAAUGGGGAGACCAGAUCACCAAUGAGAUUGUGCGUCAGCUGAUGGAGCAGGGUGGCUUCUACAGUCUGGAGAGGCCUGGGGAGUUCACCACUGUAGUAGAUGUUCAACUGGUGGCCGCCAUGAUCCACCCAGGAGGUGGCCGCAAUGACAUCCCUCAACGCCUAAAGAGGCAGUUCUGCAUCUUCAACUGCACGCUGCCCUCCAACUCCUCCAUUGAUAAGAUCUUCCACACCCUGGCGCAGGGCUACUUCUGCCCAGAGAGGGGCUUCCCUGACGAGGUGUGUGCCCUGGCCAGCGCCCUCGUCCCCACCUCCAGGAGAAUAUGGCAGGCCGUCAAAGUCAAGAUGUUGCCGUCGCCUGCUAAGUUCCACUACAUCUUCAACCUACGGGACCUGAGUCGUAUCUGGCAGGGCGUCCUGACGGUGGGGGCGGAGGUGUGCCAGGGCCCGGCCACGCUCAUACCCCUCCUCCGGCACGAAUGCUGCCGCGUCAUCGCAGAUCGAUUCAUCAACCUCAAAGACACCGAGGUGUUCGACAGCAUAGUGGCCCGGAUUGUCACAGAGGACCACGGCUCGCAGCUAAUGGAGCAUGCUCAGACGGAGGCCUACUUUGUGGACUUCCUACGUGACGCCCCUGAGACCACAGGAGACGAGCCUGAGGACGCUGAGCCCGAGACCCCCAAGGAGUACGAGCCAAUCCCCUCCUUCCAGGCGCUCUCCGACAGACUGGGCUACUUCCUGCAGCAGUACAACGAGGCCGUCAGGGGCAGCGCCAUGGACCUGGUCUUCUUCAAGGAUGCCAUGAUCCACUUGGUGAAGAUCUCGCGGGUGAUCCGCACGCCCCAAGGCAACGCUCUCCUGGUGGGGGUGGGGGGCUCAGGGAAGCAGAGCCUCACCCGGCUGGCCUCCUUCAUCGCCGGAUACCAGAGCUUCCAGAUCACUCUCACACGCACCUACAACAUCAGCAACCUGAUGGACGACCUGAAGGCGCUGUACCGCAUCGCCGGGCAGCAGGGCAAGGGCGUGACCUUCAUCUUCACCGACAACGACAUCAAGGACGAGGCCUUCCUGGAGUACAUGAACAACGUGCUGGCGUCGGGCGAGGUCUCCAACCUGUUCGCCCGCGACGAGAUGGACGAGAUCACGCAGGACCUCAUCCCCGCCAUGAAGCGCGAGCACCCGCGCCGCCCGCCCACCGCCGAGAACCUCUACGACUAUUUCCUGUCGCGCGUGCGCAGCAACCUGCACGUGGCGCUGUGCUUCUCGCCCGUUGGGGAGAAGCUGCGCUCGCGGGCGCUCAGGUUCCCGGGGCUCAUCUCGGGCUGCACGGUGGACUGGUUCCAGAGGUGGCCCCGCGACGCUCUGGUGGCCGUCGCACAGCACUUCUUGGCCGGAUACGCCUUCCGCUGCACGGAGGAGGUGAAGCAGAGUGUGGUGGGCACCAUGGGCACCUUCCAGGAUCUGGUGGCGGAGAUGUGUACCGAGUACUUCCAACGCUUCCGACGGCAGACAUACGUCACGCCCAAAUCCUACCUCUCCUUCAUUAAAGGAUACCAAGCCAUUUACUCUGAGAAGAUUGCACACGUGGGAAUGCUGGCUGAACGCAUGAAUACAGGCUUGGACAAGCUGAUGGAAGCUGAGCAGUCUGUCAAUGGGCUGUCGAAGGAGCUGGCGGUGAAGGAGCAGGAGCUGGCUGUGGCCUCUCAGAAGGCUGACGGGGUGCUGCAGGAGGUCACCGUGAAGGCCCAGGCGGCCGAGAAGGUCAAAGCCCAGGUGCAGAAGGUCAAAGACAAGGCCCAGGCCAUCGUGGACGAGAUCGAGGGCGACAAGAAGGUGGCCGAGUCCAAGCUGGAGGCUGCCAAGCCUGCGCUGGCCGCCGCAGAGGCUGCCCUGCAGACAAUCAAGCCGGCAGACAUUGCGACGGUGCGUAAGCUGGGCAAGCCUCCGCACCUGAUCAUGCGCAUCAUGGACGCGGUGCUGAUCCUGUUCCAGCGGCGAGUGGACGCGGUCACCAUGGACCCCGAGAGGCCUUGCCUGCGGCCGUCCUGGACAGAAGCCCUCAAGCUCAUGAACAACUCAGGGUUCCUCGGCAUGCUCCUCAACUUCAACAAGGACACCAUCACUGGAGAGAUGGUGGAGCUGCUGGCUCCGUACCUCAGCAUGGACGACUACAACCUGGAGGCGGCCAAGAGGAUCUGUGGCAACGUGGCCGGCCUGUGCUCCUGGACAGAGGCCAUGGUGGACUUCUUUGGCAUCAACAAGGAGGUGCUGCCUUUAAAGGCCAACCUGACUCUGCAGGAGGCGCGCUUGGCGGUGGCCCAGGGGGAGCUUGCGCAGGCCCAGGAGCAGCUGGACGCCAAGCAGCGCGAGCUGGACGCUGCGCAGGCCCAGUACGAGGCGGCCAUGCGCGAGAAGCAGACGCUGCUGGACGACGCCGACGCCUGCCGGCACAAGAUGUCCAACGCCAUGGCACUCAUCGACGGCCUGGGUGGAGAGAAGGUCCGGUGGACGGAGAGCAGUGCUGAGUUCCAGAGCCAGAUCAGGCACCUGGUCGGGGACGUGCUGCUGGCCACCGGCUUCCUGUCCUACGCCGGGCCCUUCAACCAGGAGUACCGCAACCUGCUGCUGCAGCAGUGGAGGAGGGAGAUGACGGCCAACCGCAUCCCGCAUACUGACAGCUUGAAUGUCAUCAGCAUGCUGGUGGACAACACCACCAUCGGAGAGUGGAACCUGCAGGGUCUGCCCAACGAUGACCUGUCCAUCCAGAACGGCAUCAUCGUCACCAAGGCCUCCCGAUACCCUCUCCUCAUCGACCCUCAGGGCCAAGGCAAGAUCUGGAUCAAGAACCGGGAGAAGGACAACGAGCUACAGGUUACAUCCUUGAAUCACAAGUAUUUCCGCUCCCACCUGGAAGACUGCAUGUCUCUGGGCAGGCCUCUGCUGCUGGAGGAUGUAGGCGAGGAGCUAGACCCCGUGCUCGACAACAUCCUGGAGAAGAACUUCAUCAAGUCUGGCUCCACCUACAAGGUGAAGGUGGGGGAUAAGGAGGUGGAUGUGAUGAAGGGCUUCAGGCUGUACAUCACCACCAAGCUGGCCAACCCGGCCUACACGCCGGAGGUCAGCGCCAAGACGGCCGUGGUGGACUUCACCGUCACCAUGCGGGGCCUGGAGGACCAGCUGCUGGGACGCGUCAUACUCAUCGAGAAACAGGAGUUGGAGUCUGAGCGUGUGAAGCUCCUGGAGGAGGUGACGACCAACAAGCGCAAGAUGCAGGAGCUGGAGGACAACCUGCUGUACCGCCUGACCAGCACGCAGGGCUCCCUGGUGGAGGACGAGUCCCUCAUACAGGUCCUCCGAGUCACCAAGACCACCGCAGAGGAGGUCAGCGAGAAGCUAAGUGUCGCCGCGGAGACAGAGGUGAAGAUCAACUGCGCGCGUGAGGAGUACCGGCCCGUAGCCACCAGGGGCAGCAUCCUCUACUUCCUGAUCGUGGAGAUGAGCCUGGUGAACGUGAUGUACCAGACCUCCCUGCGGCAGUUCCUGGGCCUCUUCGACACCUCCAUGGAGCGCUCCGUCAAGUCCCAGAUCACCGCCAAGCGGCUGGCCAACAUCAUGGAGCACCUGACCUACGAGGUGUUCCGCUACACGGCCCGCGGCCUCUACGAGAACCACAAGUUCCUCUUCACGCUGCUGCUGGCGCUCAAGAUCGACCUGCAGGCCCACAACAUCUCCCACGCCGAGUUCCAGACCUUCAUCAAAGGUGGUGCGUCGUUGGACCUGAACUCGGUGGAGGCCAAACCCAAGCGCUGGAUCCUGGACAUGACCUGGCUCAACCUGGUGCAGCUCUCCUCCCUGCACCCCUUCACUGCACUACUCAUGCAGGUGGCCCAUAACGACCGUCCCUGGCGGUGCUGGUUUGACGAGGCCGCGCCCGAGGAGGCCCCCCUCCCCGACAACUACGAUGGCCUGGUGGACGCCUUUCGGAAGCUUCUGCUGAUCCGGAGCUGGUGUCCUGACCGCACCAUUGCUCAGGCUCGGAAGUACAUCACAGCUUCGCUGGGGAGCAGGUAUGCGGAGGGCGCGCUCCUGGAUAUGGAGGCCUUGUCUGGGGAGAGCGACAAGAGGACUCCCCUCAUCUGCUUCCUCUCCAUGGGCUCCGACCCCACUGAGAAUAUCGAGCGGCUCGCUAAGGCCAAGUCGGUGCCCUGCAGGCCGAUCUCCAUGGGCCAGGGGCAGGAGGUGCACGCUCGCCGGCUGCUGUCCCAGAGCAUGGCGGAUGGCGGCUGGCUGCUGCUCCAGAACUGCCACCUGGGCCUGGACUUCCUGGACGAGCUGCUGGACAGCGUCACCAGCGCCGAGGGCGUCCACGACGGCUUCCGCGUCUGGGUCACCACCGAGGUGCACCCAAAGUUCCCCAUCAACCUGCUGCAGUCCUCCAUCAAGUUCACCAACGAACCGCCGCAAGGUAUGAAGGCGGGGCUGCGGAGGACAUAUGGAGGGCUGACUCAGGACCAGCUGGAGAUCACCAACAUGCCCCAGUGGAGACCGCUGCUCUACGCACUGGCCUUCCUACACACCACCGUGCAGGAGAGGCGCAAGUUCGGCCCGCUGGGCUGGAACAUCCCGUACGAGUUCAACCAGGCCGACUUCACCUCCAGCAUGCAGUUUAUCCAGAACCACCUGGACGAGGUGGACGUGAAGCGUGGCGUAAACUGGAGCUGCCUGCGCUACAUGCUCGGGGAGGUCCAAUAUGGCGGCCGCGUGACAGACGACCUUGAUAAGCGGCUGCUCAACACAUUCGCCAGCAUCUGGUUCAGCGAGAACAUGUUCGGGGACAAGUUCUGCUUCUACAAGGGCUAUACCAUUCCCAAGGUCAAGACCGUGCAAGACUACCUGAGCCAUAUUGAUAUGCUGCCACUGGUGGACACCCCUGAGGUGUUCGGCCUCCAUCCCAACGCUGACAUCACCUACCAGACGAACCUGGCGCAGGAGACGCUGAGCACCAUCAUCAGCAUCCAGCCCAAGGACAGUGGCGGCGGGGGCGGGGAGACGCGCGAGAGCACCGUGCUGCGACUGGCCAAUGAGAUGCUGGAGAAGCUCCCGCCCGACUACGUCCCCCACGAGGUGCGGUCACAUCUACAGAAAAUGGGCCCUUUCCAGCCCAUGACCAUCUUCCUGCGGCAGGAGAUUGACCGCAUGCAGCGGAUCAUCGGAAGAGUGCGAAGCACCCUCACCGACCUCAAACUGGCCAUAGACGGGACCAUCAUCAUGUCUGAGGACCUGCGUGAUGCGCUGGACAGCAUGUACGAUGCCCGGGUGCCGCGGCUGUGGCUGAGGAUCUCCUGGGAGGCGGCCACGCUGGGCUUCUGGUUCACCGAGCUCCUGGAGAGGAACCAGCAGUUCCACAGCUGGACCUUUGGUGGCAGGCCCAACCAGUUCUGGCUCACCGGCUUCUUCAACCCACAGGGAUUUCUGACGGCCAUGCGCCAGGAGACCACCCGUAUGAACCUGUCCAAAGGCUGGGCCCUGGACACGGUGGUGCUUCACAAUGAUGUCACGCGCAUGAUGAAGGAGGACGUCACUGCCCCCCCGCCCAGCGAUGUCGGGGGCGUCUACAUCUAUGGGCUCUUCCUGGAGGGAGCCGGCUGGGACAAGAGGAACGCCAAACUAACAGAGGCCUCUCCUAAGGUCCUCUUCACUCCGCUGCCGGUGGUGCACGUCUAUGCCAUCAGCAGCACGUCUCCUCCGGACGCCAAGCGCGCGGCGUCCAUCAGCCUGUACCCGUGUCCCGUCUACAAGAAGCCGCGCCGCACCGACCUCACCUUCAUCUUCUCCCUGCUGCUGCGUACCAGCCAGGCCGUGGAGCACUGGACGCUCAGAGGGGUGGCUCUGCUCUGUGACUGCAAAUGAGCAAGUAGCUGUCUGUGUCUGUGUCUGAGUCUCAGGUGCAGGGCUUGACACUGGCACCUGCCAACCGGCCAAAUGCUGGUAAAACUUGGCUGUGGCUGGUAACAAUUUCAGUGUCACUAGCCAAUUUGGCAGGUAGCUCAUUCUAUGAUAUGACAUAUCAUAAUAGCGUAUAUUCUGCACUUUGCCCCUUGUGUAUCAAUUGUUUGUAUUUAAGUUCAAGAAAAAGCUCAGUUACUCAGUUUCUAUUUGCUUGUUUUAUUUCCAUGUUGAAACCCAUGCACUCAUCUUCUUGCUUUAAGCACCUCAUCUUCUGAGGUUAGAUGUACAGC